UUUUAUAUUUUACUCGCCGCUCUCACUGAACUCCCUUCCUCUCUCCUAUAUCUCUCAGGCCAAAAAGAAGAAGGACAUCGGCUUUUUCUUCUUAAAUUGCUGUAUUUUUUUUCUUCACAUUUUCCUUUAUUUACACAAUGGCGACUCUCGUCCAUCCGGAAACCACAGCUUCUCCGGCAGGUUCAAAGCCGACGGUGAUCGAACCGGAGAAAGUCGAUUACUUCAACUUGCCAUGUCCCAUUCCUUAUGAAGAAAUCCACCGUGAAGCUCUAAUGUCUUUAAAGCCUGAGCUUUUUGAAGGCAUGCGCUUUGACUUUACCAGAGGACUUAACCAGAGAUUUUCACUCAGUCACAGUGUUUUCAUGGGGCCCACGGAACUUCCUACUCAGUCUACAGAUGUAGUCAAAAUUCCAACUGCUCACUAUGAGUUUGGUGCCAACUUUAUAGAUCCAAAGAUGAUGCUUUUCGGGAGAGUAAUGACAGACGGUAGGGUGAAUGCAAGAGUGAGGUGUGAUUUGUCUGAGAAUCUUGCAAUGAAGGCUAAUGCACAGUUAACGGGUGAGCCGCAUAUGUCGCAUGGCAUGGUUAAUUUUGAUUACAAGGGUAAAGACUACAGAACACAAUUUCAAUUAGGGAAUGGUGCAUUGUUUGGAGCAAGCUACAUCCAGAGUGUCUCUCCACAUUUGUCUCUAGGUGGUGAAGUGUUCUGGGCUGGUCAGCAUCGGAAGUCUGGCAUUGGCUAUGCUGCUCGUUACAACACAGAUAAGAUGGUUGCUACAGGGCAAGUUGCUAGCACUGGAAUGGUUGCACUGGGCUAUGUUCAGAAAGUUUCUGAGAAGGUGUCUCUAGCAUCAGACUUUAUGUACAACUAUAUGUCUAGGGAUGUUACAGCAAGUGUUGGUUAUGAUUACAUCCUGCGGCAGUGUCGUCUUAGAGGAAAGGUCGAUUCCAACGGCUGUGUUGCUGCUUUCCUGGAAGAACGCCUGAACAUGGGUCUUAAUUUCAUUCUUUCUGCCGAGGUUGAUCAUAAAAAGAAAGAUUACAAGUUCGGAUUUGGGCUGACGGUGGGAGAAUAGAGGAGGCAGACAGUUAGACAAGGAUAAACUUUUAAUCGAUCAUAUUUGUGGAAUUGAAAGCAUCAUAGGUGAUUCUUUUCCUCAAUAAGAAUCAAGGCAUCAGUUCAUCGUAGGUGAUUCUUUUCCUCGAUAAGAAUCAACACAUCAGUUUUGAUUUUUUAUUGAGCAACAUGCUAUGGAGCAUCAGGUGCUGCAACUAAGCCAUCAGUAGUUGAUUUUGUAGUGUGGUAAUGGCAUAUUCAUGACCAAAUUCAAAUGAAGGGCAAAAUUGUUUUAUUUCCUAUAGCCGAGAGGCUUUUUUUUUCCCGAUAGAGAAAUAUAAUUCUGAUUUAGUGUUUAUGAAUAGUGGCAUUUGGUCACGCCUAUCUGCACUUGAAAAUUGUUAAUGUAGUUCGUUUGCAUUCAUUACAUGUUAUUUGUGAAGUAAAGAGGCGUUAGAGGUGCACCAUAAAUGCUUAGCACAUAAACCUGUAAAGAUCUGUUAGAGGUGCACCAUAAGGAAAAAAAUGUGGCUUAGCGGUCGAUGAAGUGUGUGAAAAUGUGAAAGAAUAACGUAUGAAAUAGUUUAGGCGUGCACAUAUUUAUUGGGACACUAUAGAUCUCGACCGUGAAAAAUGUACACUUCCACCUUUUGUCCUCCAAUAUCUUUAUCAGUAUCACUAUUCGCUUCAAAGUCAGUCUUUACAUCUCCAUCAGUAUUUUUAUUGUUUCAGUUGUUCAAAACGAUUGAAAAGGGUGGCUUAGUUGGUGCACUAGGUUUGGUAUCCUGUAAGGGAGGUUAGGAAUUAAUUUUCCUGUCAAUGUCUUUUCGAGCUUGUCGCAUUGGUGAUAUUUGUGACCAAUUGCACAGGAACAUGCUUACCCAGUACAUGACAAAAUCACAUUAAUUUGUUACCAAAUUGGGGCAAACAUACAUGAAGUGCGAUACUGGUAAAGCUAUUUUUUAGGUUCAUGUUAUAACUUUAAGAUUUGAAGUUCAUUGGCAAAUUGCUACUCAGCGCCAAAAAAAGCAGUCAAAUGCCACUUUUUCAACUGUCCGCCUCUGCGACGCAUCUUCUCCGAACACAACCGCAAAUCAGCCAGAAAAAUCAUAGACGUUAAAACCACUGAACCCACCAAUCACACACCCAAGGAAAGGAAUUGUAAAUUUCAUGAAAAGAUCAUCAAUAUGCCCUGAGUUCCGGCGCUGCCGUUUCAAUUAUGAAAAAGCCGUUCACCGCCUUGCGAAAGUCACACACUUACUCCGGCAUCGAAGAAAUUAUCGAACAUGAAAAACGCUACCCAGAUAUUCGAGACGAUUCCUUUGUCGCUGGCUUUAUGUUUCUGUACGGAAGUGCUAAGAUGUAUGAUCAUGCACGUAAACUGUUCGACGAAAUGCCUCAACUAGAUUGUCAGCGGAGUUUCUUUUCCUUCAAUGCCCUUUUGGACCGCUGCUUCAGAUCAGAGAGAUAUGAUGAAAUUGGCUUGCUGUUUCGUGAAUUACCUGAGAAAUUGUCAAUUGUGCCUAAUUUAAUGUCCUAUAACCUCGCGAUGAAGGCGUUGUGCAAGGCUGGUUCUUUGUAUUCUGCUGUGCUUUUGAUGGAUGAGAUUGAAGAGAUGGGAUUAAAACGAAUAUUGUGACUUAUAAUACGUUGUUAAAAGCACUUUAUGAAAGUGAAAGGCUUUCUGAAGCUGAAAACUUGUGGGUUAAGAUGGAACAGAGAAAUAUUCUUCUUGCUAUUUGCAGUUAUAAUGUUAGAUUACGAGGUUUACUUAAAGUUACUGAGGUUUCAAAGGAGAUUCAGUUGUUCGAGGAGAUCGUUAACAAGGGUUUCAAACCGGACAAAUUCAGCUACAAUAACAUGAUAAAAACGUAUGUUGAUGAGAGGAAUUUGGAGCAGGCUGAUAUGUGGUGUCAGAAGAUGGUGCAAAAUGAUUGCCUGCUGGAUACUGCAACGUUUCAUAUGCUUAUUCCUUUGGCUUGUGACACAAAAAGAUUUGAUUUUGCGCUGCAUUUGUGCAUGAAAGCUAUCGAUUCACAAGUACUUGUUUAUAGAGAUAAAAUGCAGAGAGUUGUUGUUGGCUUAGUUCAGCAUUCUAAGAUUGAAAAUGCAGAGGAGCUGGUUGAGUUGGCCAAGUCUUGUAAGAAAUUCCGACCAAGGGUUCAAAGUAUCAUGUGAUAUUUUUUCCAUCUACCUAAGCAUGGUUAGAUGCUAGCUCAUGAAGGGAGAUUGUACAAGGCCAAGGACACCAACCAUCCUGUUUCAUAUAAUGUAAGACUCUUCAACACCCCACCUCACCUCACGGCUGGACAUCAAGAGCGUGAGGAAUUUAUAUGCGAGUCCAACCCCGGCAAACAAUUAUUGGAAUGAGCUUUGCUCCGAUAUCAUGUAAAGAAAUUGAUUUGAUUGGGUCUAACUCAACCCCUAAAGCUAGCUCAUGAAGGGAGGAUUGUCCAAGAUUAUAUAAAGAGACCACACAUCUCUUUUUCAUCCAGUAUGACACUCUAUAACGAGUACCUAUACUGGUGUAUGUUGGUGGGAGAUUACAAUUAAUAGGUACUCAGUGAAAUAGUCGAGAUGUGCAAAAUUGUUGUUCUUUCAUGCAAUGCUUUUAGUUUAAAUUUGAACCUAAGGCCUCAUUAUUAUAA
Molecule: messenger RNA, 3705 nt
Organism: Solanum dulcamara
Lineage: Eukaryota; Viridiplantae; Streptophyta; Magnoliopsida; Solanales; Solanaceae
Product: mitochondrial import receptor subunit TOM40-1-like
Exons: 12
Coding region: 138-1076 (312 amino acids)
Biological process (GO): protein import into mitochondrial matrix
Cellular component (GO): mitochondrial outer membrane; mitochondrial outer membrane translocase complex
Molecular function (GO): transmembrane protein transporter activity
Source: RefSeq, a predicted model, not a curated record